Messenger RNA from Archocentrus centrarchus (flier cichlid), 5650 nucleotides. It is a transcript of the gene grin2ba, whose product is annotated as glutamate receptor, ionotropic, N-methyl D-aspartate 2B, genome duplicate a. Gene Ontology annotation, cellular component: membrane. Lineage: Eukaryota; Metazoa; Chordata; Actinopteri; Cichliformes; Cichlidae. Gene Ontology annotation, biological process: monoatomic ion transport. Gene Ontology annotation, molecular function: signaling receptor activity; ligand-gated monoatomic ion channel activity. The record is from RefSeq and is a predicted model, not a curated record. Bases 153 to 5300 code for a protein of 1715 amino acids. The transcript has 16 exons.
UGUGGAGUACAAUUACCUCGAAAUUGCUGCUUUACCCCCUUGACCUGACGAGGAUUUUACCUAAAACCGCUUUCAGCCUCCCUCAGUCUGAGGCUAUGAGAGGGAGAGAGGAGUCCCAGGCCGCACCAUCAUGCUGCUUCUGAGAUGCUGGGAUGAGACUUUGGCUGGCAAAACACAAGGUAUUACUCUCCCACUCCUACACCAUGCCUGUCUGCGGAUGCCGUGGCUGCUCCUCAGCUUACGGCCAUGCCAGGGCCUGCUCUGGCACCCCCUCGGUUGCUCAGGAGCACGAACGGGUCGGAACCCUGCAUCCACCCCCGCCACCAUCGCUCCACUGCCGCACCGGUUCCUCUCUCUGCCUGUCUUUCCUUCUCCUGCUGCUAUGCCUUCUCCACCUGCCCCCGGCCUGCCACUCACGGAGAGAGAAGCCCGGCGGAGGAGGCGGUGGUGGCCAUUACAUUCCCAUCCCUCAGCCUCCUCCCCACCACAUGGCCCUGCCCAACAUCUUGCGUGGCCUCAGCAUCGCUGUCGUCUUGGUGGGCAACUCCAGUGAAGUGGCGCUGGCUGGGGCCAGAGAGAAGGAGGACUUCCUUCACAUGGCGCCAAAUGUUGAAGUGCUGACCAUGAAUGAGACGGACCCUAAAAGCAUUAUCAAGAGCAUCUGUGACCUAAUGACAGAGCACUGGCUGCAGGGCGUUGUGUUUGGGGAUGACACUGACCAAGAGGCCAUCGCCCAGAUCCUAGACUUCAUUUCAGCCCAGACCCAUAUCCCCAUUCUCGGAGUACGUGGGGGCUCCUCCAUGAUCAUGGCUGCCAAGGACGACCACUCCAUGUUCUUUCAGUUUGGCCCCUCCAUCGAGCAGCAGGCGUCAGUCAUUUUGAACAUCAUGGAGGAAUACGACUGGUACAUCUUCUCCAUUGUCACAACGUACUACCCGGGUUAUCAGGACUUUGUCACCAAGAUUCGUAGUACCAUCGAGAACAGCUUUGUGGGCUGGGAAUUAGAGGAAGUUCUGCUACUUGACAUGUCCGUGGAUGAUGGCGAUUCAAAGAUCCAAAACCAACUGAAGAAGCUCCAGAGCCCCGUCAUUCUUCUCUACUGCACAAAAGAAGAGGCCAACACGAUCUUUGAGGUGGCCCACUCUGUUGGGAUCACCGGCUAUGGCUACACAUGGAUAGUGCCCUCGCUGGUUGCUGGAGAUACUGAUGUAGUGCCGGCAGAGUUCCCCACAGGCCUGCUCUCUGUGUCCUAUGAUGAAUGGGACUACGGCUUAGAGGCUCGGGUUCGCGACGGCGUGGCAAUCAUCACUAUGGCAACUUCCACCAUGAUGAUGGACCGCGGGCCUCACACCCUCUUGAAGUCUGAGUGCCACGGAGCUCCUGACAAAAAGACCCCCAUCUCAGGCAACCCCAACGAAGUGCUCAGGUACCUGAUGAAUGUGACGUUUGAGGGACGUAAUCUGUCGUUCAGUGAGGACGGAUACCAGAUGCAUCCCAAGCUGGUCAUCAUUCUGCUCAACAAGGAGAGGCAGUGGGACAGGGUGGGUAAAUGGGAGAACGGUUCCCUGUCCAUGAAGUACCAUGUGUGGCCUCGCUAUGAACUAUACGGGGGAGCAGCAACCAGGCAGGAUGACCACCUGUCCAUCGUGACAUUGGAGGAGGCUCCGUUCGUCAUUGUGGAAGACGUGGAUCCGCUUAGCGGGACUUGUAUGAGGAACACUGUACCCUGCCGCAAACAGAUAAAAUCAGUAAAUCAGACAAGAGAGUCAGGGAUCUACAUCAAGCGUUGCUGUAAGGGUUUCUGCAUUGACAUCCUGAAGAAGAUUGCCAAGUCAGUCAAAUUUACCUACGACCUUUACCUGGUCACGAAUGGGAAACAUGGCAAGAAAGUCAAUGGAACCUGGAACGGCAUGGUGGGAGAGGUGGUGUUAAAAAAUGCCCACAUGGCUGUCGGCUCUUUGACCAUCAACGAGGAGAGGUCGGAGGUCAUUGACUUUUCCGUCCCCUUUAUCGAGACAGGCAUCAGCGUCAUGGUCUCUCGCAGCAAUGGCACCGUUUCGCCGUCGGCUUUCUUAGAGCCCUUCAGUGCGGAUGUGUGGGUGAUGAUGUUCGUGAUGCUGUUGCUGGUGUCAGCAGUGGCUGUGUUUAUAUUCGAGUACUUCAGCCCUGUGGGCUACAACCGCUGUCUGGCUGACGGCAGAGAGCCUCACGGUCCAUCCUUCACCAUUGGUAAGGCCAUCUGGUUGCUGUGGGGUCUGGUCUUCAACAACUCUGUGCCGGUGCAGAACCCCAAAGGCACCACCAGUAAGAUCAUGGUAUCGGUGUGGGCCUUCUUUGCUGUCAUCUUUCUGGCCUCCUACACUGCCAACCUGGCCGCUUUCAUGAUCCAGGAGGAAUACGUGGACCAGGUGUCUGGUCUCUCAGACAAAAAGUUCCAGAGUCCCAACGACUUCUCGCCUCCGUUUCGUUUUGGCACCGUUCCCAAUGGAAGUACAGAGCGAAACAUUAGGAACAACUAUCCAGAAAUGCACUCCUACAUGACAAAGUUCCAUCAGAGAAACGUCAAUGAAGCUCUGCAGAGUCUCAAGUCUGGCAAACUGGAUGCUUUCAUUUAUGAUGCAGCCGUGCUGAACUACAUGGCUGGCAGGGACGAGGGCUGCAAGCUGGUGACCAUUGGCAGUGGCUACAUCUUUGCCACCACGGGGUACGGCAUCGCCAUCCAGAAGGAGUCACUCUGGAAGAGACCUGUGGACCUGGCCAUCCUGCAGCUCUUUGGAGACGGUGAGAUGGAGGAGCUGGAGUCCCUAUGGCUGACAGGGAUCUGCCACCACGAGAAGAAUGAGGUGAUGUCCAGCCAGCUGGAUGUGGAUAACAUGGCUGGCGUCUUCUACAUGCUGGGUGCUGCCAUGGCUCUUUCGCUCAUCACCUUCAUCUGUGAACACUGGUUCUACUGGCAGCUGCGCUUCUGCUUCAUGGGCGUCUGCUCCGGCCGGCCCGGCUUCGUCUUCACAAUCAGCAGGGGCAUUUACAGCUGUAUUCACGGGGUGCAGAUCGAAGAGAAAAGCAGCUCUGCAUUGAACUCGCCAUCGGCCACCAUGAACAACACUCAUUCCAACAUUUUGCGCCUCCUACGCACGGCCAAGAACAUGGCGUCCCUGUCGGGGGUGAACGGCUCACCGCACAGCGCUCUGGACUUCAUCCGCCGUGAAUCUUCUGUUUACGACAUCUCUGAACAUCGGCGCAGCUUGGCGGGCCACUCAGACUGCAAGCCACCCUACCUGCCAGAAGACAACAUGUUUAGCGACUACAUCAGUGAGGUAGAGAGGACGUUUAGCAACCUCCAUCUUAAGGACAGCAAUUUGUAUCAGGACCACUAUCUACACCACCAUGGCUCAACACUAGGGCUUAGCGGACCUCCUCCCAACAGACCCCAUAGUCUGGGCAGUGCUAGUUCUUUGGAGGGCGGCAUGUUUGAUUGUGACAGCCUGGGUGGAGGGGUGACUCCUAUCUUUACCACUCAGCCCUGCUCAGCACUGACCCACAGGAACAUGAGCAAGUUUGACCUGCUGUCUGGACAGACUCCUCCCUCGGGCCAGAGCUUCAAAGGAGGCCUGCCCGACCUGUACGGGAAAUUCUCCUUCAAAGGAGGUGCCUCGAGUUCCACUUACAUCCCUGGACAUAGCUAUUGCCCGGGGAGAGGAGAUGACGAUGGGAAUAUACGCUCAGAUGUGUCAGACAUUUCCACGCACACAGUAACUUACGGAAACUUGGAGGGUAAUGCCAAGAAGCGCAAACAGUACCGUGAUAGCCUGAAAAAGAGGCCGGCCUCUGCCAAGUCCAGACGGGAGCUGGACGAGAUUGAGCUGGGCUACAGGAGGAAACCUUACCACAUCAGUCACCACCACUAUCAUGCCCACCGCUCUGCCUCCCCACCACUGCUGCCCUCUGAACGCAAGAGAGGUGGCGGAGGAAGUGGGGGAGGUGGAGGAGGAAACAACGAUGGAAACUCUUAUCUUUUCAGAGAAAAGGAGAGUGUUAGAGAUUUUUAUUUGGACCAGUUUCGGCCCAAAGAUGGUGUCCCUCAGUGGGAACAUGUGGACUUGACAGAGGGUCCUGGGAGCAGAGACGGAGGUGUAAGUACCUGCACCUCCCUGGUACCAGUGGAAGACUUUCUUCAGAGCAAACCCAAGAAGUCAGAUUCAAAGAGCGGGGGAGGUUCUGGAUUGGCAGGGGGAGAGUGGGAGUGCAGGAACUGUCGGGCUAGCGGGGGAUUAGGGGGCAAGCAGAUGUCCAUGCAUGGAAGUGGGUAUGGUGGCGGUAUGAGCUGUGGGUCCUCAGCGGGUGGAGGAGGCAGCCGCCCCAGCUCUGCAACUUGCAUGCGCUGCGAAGGUUGUAAAAAGACAGGAAACCUCUACGAUAUCAGCGAGGACAACAACCACCUCUUGGAACAGAUGGGGGGAGGGUCAGGUGGGGGAGGAGGGGGAGGUAUGGGCGCGGGCCCUCAGUCUCAAUCUCAGGCACAGCAGAGGCGGAAGAGCGGCGGUUUCGGCAAGCCACUUCGGCGGCAGCAUUCAUAUGAUGCAUUUGUCGAUCUUCAGAAAGAGGAAUCAGGUGGGAUGGGCAGUUUGAUGGGCUUAGGAGGAGUCGGAGGCAUGAGUGGUGCAGGCAUGGGAGGAAUGCUGCCCCCACCCAGAAGUGUUAGCUUGAAGGAAAAAGAACGCUACAUGGAAGGCAGCAGCCCCUUCGCACACAUGUUUGAGCGUCACGGGGGCUCUGAGAGAGAAAGGGAAAGAGACAGGGAUCCAUUGUUUUAUGGAGGUGAGAGCCAGUCGGGCCUCUUCAGAGGUGGUGAAGGCGUCCACCGCCGCUCCAUCGGAGAGAGGGACAUGAGAGACAGAGACAGGUCUUUGAUGGAGGGAGGGGGUGGGGCAGCGUUCUCUUUAUCCAAAUCUCUUUACCCCGACCGGGUAAACCAAAACCCCUUUAUACCCACCUUUGGCGAUGACCAGUGUCUGAUGCACGGAGCCAAACAAUAUUACAUGAAAAAGCAACAGCAGCAGCAACAGGUUGCCAAAAACAGCCGAAGUGACUUCAGGAGCCAGAUGAGCGCAACGUCAUAUCUGCCAGCAUCUGCCAACACCGGGGUGAUGUCCAGUGCAACACCCCGGUUCCCGAAAGAGCUCAGCCUUGGUGGAAUGAACCACCAUGGCUCCAUGCUGGGGGUAGGACCCCCACGUCCCUUCAAUGGAAGCAAUGGCCAUGUGUACGAGAAACUCUCCAGCAUUGAGUCUGACGUGUGAAAGACAAAUGUGGGAGGAGGGGUGGGAAAAUGGCAGGGGGGGGAGUGAGGAGAGCAAUAGAAGCGCAUCUAGUUUUAGGAGAUCAGGGAUGAUUUUAAAGACGCUGUAAACACACUGUAACCCUAGCCCAUAUUGAGAGGUAAGGAUCAGAGGGGGAAAAGAUAAGGGACUAAGGAGGAAAAGACUGAAAGGUGGAGACUGAAAUGAAAAAUGUGUAGAAGGAAAGGGGGAAUAAAGGAUUUAGAUUUUUCUUUUUUUUUUUUGCAAGAAAAUAUGGGUAACAAAUCAGGACACCCUGGGGAGGUGUGGGAUAUUACCCCCCUUCUCUCAGAAAUGGCCAAAGCUACUCU